Messenger RNA from Leopardus geoffroyi (Geoffroy's cat), 3018 nucleotides. RefSeq names its product phospholipid phosphatase related 1 (gene PLPPR1). The transcript is spliced from 6 exons. Gene Ontology annotation, molecular function: phosphatidate phosphatase activity. Bases 415 to 1239 code for a protein of 274 amino acids. The record is from RefSeq and is a predicted model, not a curated record. Gene Ontology annotation, biological process: phospholipid dephosphorylation; phospholipid metabolic process; signal transduction. NCBI's taxonomy places the organism in Eukaryota, Metazoa, Chordata, Mammalia, Carnivora, Felidae.
CCCGCCAGCCUUUUGCUCCUUCCUUUCAUUAAACAAACAGGAGAUCCUGAAACCUGGACCCUCUGCUAGCGGCAGCGCGAAGAGGAGGCGGAGGAGGAGGCAGAGCGCGGGAUGUGCGCAGAGGAGGAUCUGUGAUCCCGCGCCCCCCCCCACGCGUGCGCGCACACACUCACACACCCGCACUCACACAUACACACACACUCGCACAAACACACACUCGUACACGCCCGCGCCGCGCGCUCUCUCUCCCACGCAGGCGGAAUGCAGCAGAGCCUGGGGAGCGUGUCUCCGGCCGCCGACUGAAUGCACCUCGCCUCCAGCAGCGGGACUGCCCAGUAGGGCGCGCGGGAGGACGCUCCGCCACGAGAGCCUGGCCAGUUUUAGACGGUGCAGCCUUGCUACAUGGUGUAAGAAAUGGCUGUAGGAAACAACACUCAACGAAGUUAUUCCAUCAUCCCGUGUUUUAUAUUUGUUGAGCUUGUCAUCAUGGCUGGGACAGUGCUGCUUGCCUACUACUUCGAAUGCACUGACACUUUUCAGGUGCAUAUCCAAGGAUUCUUCUGUCAGGACGGAGACUUAAUGAAGCCUUACCCGGGGACAGAGGAAGAAAGCUUCAUCACCCCUCUGGUGCUCUAUUGUGUGCUGGCUGCCACUCCGACUGCUAUUAUUUUUAUUGGUGAGAUAUCCAUGUAUUUCAUAAAGUCAACCAGAGAAUCUCUAAUUGCCCAGGAGAAAACAAUCCUGACCGGAGAAUGCUGUUACCUGAACCCCUUACUCCGAAGGAUCAUAAGAUUCAUAGGGGUAUUUGCCUUCGGACUUUUUGCUACUGACAUUUUUGUAAACGCCGGACAGGUGGUCACGGGGCACCUAACCCCGUACUUCCUGACAGUGUGCAAGCCGAACUACACCAGUACAGACUGCCGAGCACACCACCAGUUCAUAAACAAUGGCAACAUUUGUACCGGGGACAUGGAAGUGAUAGAAAAGGCUCGGAGGUCCUUUCCCUCCAAACAUGCCGCUCUGAGCAUUUAUUCCGCCUUAUAUGCCACGAUGCAGAAACUGAGCCCCAGAGAAAUAGGUAAGAACCCACAGUUAGACCUGGGACCCAGGCUUCUGGCACCCUGUCGGGGAUCCUCCCACUGCUCACAACAGCACUCUUUGCCAAAGUUCCACUGGUUCCAGGACAGCAUACAUUUCUCACACCUGCCUGCAAGUUUGCAGGUGUGGGCAUUAAUGUGAAUGGCUGCGUGGGUGGUGCAACAGACCCGGGAUAAAAACACAGCUUUCCUCUGCUCCUCCCGACACUCUUCUUCACCGUUUACCCAGAACAGAAGGGUGAUCCUACCAGAUCCCCAACACCCAAAAGUUCACUUGUCCCUGCUCCCCAAAUCCUACAGGCUUUGACUGCCCCCGCUAGUGUACAAUGUUCUCUCUACAUUGUUUGCUUUCGUCACAGAGAAAAACUAAAGUGGGUCCCACAUCUUAAAAUACAAGAAGAAACCAUGCUGUCCCUUUUACUUUCCUACUCUUUAAUUGCAUCCAUUUUGGAAAUGACUUCAUCUCCCCUUUCUGUGGCCUAUGCUUCCUUAGAAACAAGAGCACACAAGUAGAGGGAUCAGCUCAAAGGCCGAUAUCCUAUGCAUUUCCCUGGGGAAGAACAACUAUUGGUCAAAAACACAUCUUUUCCUUACUUGAACUUUAUGUUCCAGGUAGGACUAGUCUAGUGAAUCUCAAUGGAAGGGAAGGAGAAGGCAGAGGAAAGACCCCUUUGAAAUAAUCCUUUCUUCCCAGAGGUUCUGAGCAAGACUCGCCCCCACCCCCCAGGAGAGCAUGUUCCCACCCCCUCAAGUGAGAGUAACUGCACUCUCUGCUGACAGUCUGCCUCCAGUUGAAGGGCGUCCCUGCCAGCACCUGGAUGCCUACAUUCAGGGUGGAAAGAAGGGGACUGACUACACGUCUGGUCUACUCAGUACAGCGUCAAGUAAACUGCUGAAUAUUCUCUUUAAAAUGAUGGCUCCUUGGCAUCACAUUCACAAGAUCACAUCUAUAGGAUGAAUUUGUCAACCACCAAUUACCCAAAAUUAGUCUUCCUAGUUAUUCCUUUUAAACCUGCUUUUUAAUGAAUAGGAGAGAAAAAAUGACUUCAGCUGCCCCAUGUUAGGAAACAUGCACAUAGAUAAUAUAGAAGCCUCAAACAGAUCAAUCAUAGCUUGGUGAGCCUUGCUUUAUGAUAGAUAGAUAGAUAGAUAGAUAGAUAGAUAGAUAGAUAGAUAGAUAGAUAGGCAGGCCGACCAUGUAUUCUUUAAACAAAGAAAAUCCUCUCAGGCAUUUGGCAUAUUCUCCAACUUUCAAAAUAUCCAUUUGUUCUAAAUUAUCUACAGCCUAAGUUCUAUGAAGCAAUGUACUCCUGAACCCUUUUCCUACCCAUAUUUAUUGAACUCAAGCCACUGAGGUGUGAAAUUUGUAGAACACCGUUAUAAAAAUAAAUCUGUUACUCCUAAUCUAUUGUCUCAUCAAAUGAGAUACAAAUUUCUUUUGAGAAAAAAGAAGUCUGCUCAGAAUAGCAGAUGUUUUCAAGGAUUCAGAUAUCCAAUUCAAAUCAUGCCCCACAGACUAUAAUCAGAUAAACCGUGAUACAAGACUCCAAUUGUGUGAACAUUUUUUGAGCCCCUGUUAUGUGUGAAGUGCUUUCAGAAAUUACUCAACAAAGAUCUCCUAAGGACUAGUUAAUACCGUGAAGAAAACUAACCCUAAGCCCCUGUUCUUAUAGUUUGUAAUCUUAUAGGAAAGAUUGAUAAAGGGUAUAAUUAAAAAAACAACAUAAAAAGAUAAAAUACUAGAGUUAAAUAUAUCUAGUGUAGGUGUUAAGUAACAUUUCCUAUACAGCCCCAGAAUGGUGUAAUGUGCUCUAAUUUUUGUAACUGAUCAAACCAUACUUUCGUAGGUCAUCUAUUACAUGUGAUAGAGAAUUCCAUCUUCUGUAUUCACACCACUGUUGAAACAUCAUUCUACAAAAGU